AACGUUCUUCCGAUCCGACGAAAUCCCAUCUCGCGGCGCGCCCUCCCAUUCGGCGGUGAACUGAAUGGGGGCAGUCCGACACUUAGCGAAAUUAAAUCCGCUAGUACCUCCCUUGUUUCUUCGCUCCACAAGCCGGUAGUUUACCCUCCACCACCGCUAUCGGGCACAAGCUAGCUCAGAAGCUCGCCCCCUGAAGAAGAAAAGUCCUCAGCGUCGAGUUCGGGCCAGCGUGUCGCCGCGAGUCUUCCCUGCCGACUGAAGCGAAGCGACGGGCGGAGCUGCAAGUGCAAGCGUGUCCAGGAAUGAGCAAUGAUGGCCGGCUGUGCAACAGAGGAGAAAACCUUCCGACGGUUCUUGGAGCUCUUUCUCCGGGAAAUGAGCCCUCCUCUGCAGGACAGCGACCCGCUGCCCUCGCGCCCCUUGACGGACUUGGUGUGUGAGGACGAGGUGGAGGGGGAAUGCCUCGAUUUGUGUCUGCAGCACCUCUACAAAUAUAACUGUCCAUGCUCACUGGCGGCAGCUUUGGCCAGGGCCACGUCGGACAGCAUCCUGCAGAGCGACCUCACUAUCCACCACCUCAUCAAGAGCAUGGAAGAUGGAGUCGGACCCUUACCACAGAUCGAGGCGGUCAAGUUGACGCGGCUCAUCUUCAACCGCCUCUUUGAUACGUGCAACGCGUGGACCAAGGAGCUGCCCUACCGCCGCCGCCCGCAGCCCUACUAUGAGACGUCCAUCCACGCCAUCAAGAACAUGAGGCGCAAGAUGGAGGACAAGCAUAUCAUCAUCCCCGACUUCAACACGCUUUUCAACAUUCAGGAUCAAGAAGAACAGGCGUUCUUUGCCGUGUUUGACGGACACGGAGGCGUGGACGCCGCCAUUUACGCCGCCAACCACCUCCACGUCAACCUGGCUCGCCAGGACUCGCUAAGCCAAGACCCCGGCGAGGCUCUGCGCCGCGCCUUCAAAAUCACCGACGAGCACUUUGUCAGGAAAGCCUCGCGGGAGAACCUGCGCUGCGGCACCACGGGCGUGGUGACCUUCCUGCGCGGCCAGACGUUGCACGUGGCCUGGCUGGGAGACUCUCAAGUUAUUCUGGUCCGUCGGGGAGAAGUGGUGGAGCUGAUGAAACCGCACAAGCCAGACAGAGAGGAUGAGAAGCAAAGGAUCGAAGCUCUGGGAGGCUGCGUGAUCUGGUUCGGGACGUGGAGGGUGAACGGCAGUCUGUCGGUAUCCAGAGCCAUCGGCGACUCGGAGCACAAGCCCUACAUCUGCGGCGACGCCGACCACGCCGCCUUCCCGCUAGACGGUUCGGAGGACUACCUCCUCCUGGCCUGUGACGGCUUCUGGGACACGGUGAGUCCGGACGAGGCGGUGCGGGUGGUGAGCGAUCACCUCCAGGAGAACGCCGGAGACACGGCCAUGGUGGCGCACAAGCUGGUGGCCUCGGCCCGCGACGCCGGCUCCAGCGACAACAUCACCGUCGUUGCCGUCUUCCUGCGGGACCCGCGCACCCCGCCGCCACCCGCCAGCACCGAGGAGGACGACGACGAGGGCGCCGCCGAGGUGGAAGAGGAGCCCGUGGCCGAUGCCAAGGAGGAACCCGAAGAGGAGGAGGAGGAGGAAGAGGAGGACGCGGGAAGGGCGGAGCGAGGCGGCGAGGGGGGCAGCGCGGCGGACAACGGCGGCAAAAGCCGCGGAGGAUGGCCCUUGCAGCAGUGCUCGGCGCCCGCCGACCUCGCCUACGAAGAUCGGACCGACUCCUUCACGGACAGAACCAGCCUCAGCCUCGGGGUGCCCGCGCUGGGGGGUCGCAUGCCUAUCCUGCGGGGCUCGCACUUCCUAGAGAAGCGCCCGCUGAGGCGCAGAUCCCGCCUCUCUUUCACGGACCCGCUGGGGCCCCGGACCACCUGGCUGUUCGGCCGGGUGCCCGGGCCGAGACGCCACCUCAGGUGUCGCCGUGGAUUCGCCGAGCCGCCCGGUUCUUCACCCCUCCACGCCAUCUGGAGGCCCGGCGCGGCCGUGCCCCGACUUUCCCGCGACGCCACCAUCUGACGGGAUCCGCCGCCCCAACACGGAACCACCUCCCUCCCUCCCGUUUAUCCUCCUCCCAUCUGACACGUUUCUUUUUGGCUAGUUUAGAUAGUUGUGGCUCCUGCGUUCGUAAACGUGACAAUUGACUGGUGGUGUCUGUCCCAAACAAACAAAAAAAGCAAAUGAAACGUAGUCAGUGUUAGCCAGCCCACCAAACACAAGCUUCGCUCCAAAGUAUACCACCACGUCAUCGUGAAGCUACAAAGCUUCCACACUGAUGGUUUUUGCUCAUUUCCAACUUUUCCACAUUUGGCGAAAAGUUGCAUUGCCGACGCAUGCUUUUCAUUGGUCAGGUGGACGGUUGGUUCCUUUCAGGGUUUUUAACACCGAUACCACUGACCCCUCUCUCGUUCCGCCCACGGCUCGUCUACAGAUAAAAGCGUUUAAAUGGUGGAUUACAGAAGAUUAGUAGUUACUUACCUGAUUAGAUGUUGUAUCAUGCUUUCCCCAAUGUGGAUUUAGGCCCGGCGUUAAUGGGCCUUUGGGAGAGGACAAAGGGUGAUUUGGGGAUGUGUUCCGUCGAUGUCUGCUGAUGCAAUUAUUGUCAGCGGAACACAGCGUGGAGACUUGAAAAGCUACAGAACACGUGCCUUCUGUCAAAGCCACCUUACCCCAAAACUUACUAAUACAGUCUGGAUCAUCAGCAUCAUUUAUUUGGUUUCUGAAACCAAGUAGCCAGCUAACCAAUUGGGUAGCUCGAUAGCCAUUAGCAUAUCAGCCGAGUUUCCAAAAAUACCAUGUCUUAAACUACAAUAAAGAUUGGAAACCAGUUAGUUGGCUAGCUCAGAAUAUAGAGAUACAACAAUUUAAAAAAAGACCAAGUGUAUUAUUUUGGUUUCCAACAUCAAGCUGAUUUUCACUGUCCAGUUUUCUAAUCUUCUUGCUUCUUACAUAUACGCAUAUUAAGUGACACUUGAGCUCAUCCUUUUACCAUUGUUUGCACAUUUUCUGUUACUGAUGAUCCUAAGAUAGCGAACAGAGCCGUUUUUGUUGUUGUUGUCUGUAAAUAAAACUACAGUAUUAAUCACCUUUGCGAUGCUAAUGUCAAUUACCGCGUAAUCCAUAGCGUCACUUGACUCCAUCAAUGGAAUGACAAACCACAUGUAAUCCUGCUAAUAGACCUUCUGGAUAUUUCACAACUUUAUGCGAAAUAACCACUAACUGGCCUAAUGUAAUUAAAUGGUAUUCCAUUAAUUCUCAUUACGCAUUUAGUGUGCUUAAUGAAUGAUGACGGAUUUUAUAUUGGUAGUAUUUUUUUCCAUUUUUGUUUCUUUCUUUCAAAUGGUCACUUGCUUUUGCAUCGUUGCUGCUAUCAAAACAACUUUGCUCCCAUCUGCUUGAUGAAGUGACCCAUAAAAUUUGCACAUUCUGUGACGUACGUGCGUAGCUUCUUCGUCACUCCCCAUAAAAACUUUUCUGCCUUUUGUUUGUGUCGCUGAACUGUAUAAACGGUACCGACACAGAACGGAGACCUGGGGGCAACUUUUCCGCCUUCAGAGUCGGAAAAAAAAAUUGGGGUAUUUGGCGAUGCCUGUAUUUUUGUGACACUCGACACCCACUUCUCCCGGCUUGUUGUGUUUAAAGGCUGUCACUGUUUCCUGCUGCUACAUAUUGUAAACCUGACCACCAAUAGUUGUUCAAUCAUUGUGAUCGCCGUAGCUGCAGCUUUAUUUUAUCCGCCUUAAACCACAUUUUGCCAGUCGCCCUCCACUUUGUUGCAAACUGUUUUAUUUUGAAAGCACACUUCUUGCAAUAAUAACUCUAUUUGAAUUCUACUAAUGAAUCGCUAGUACAGGAAGGUUCAUAUUGGUUAUGAAAUGAAUGCUGCUUAGAUAACAUUGUGCUGUCAAAAAAGGUUUCAUCUUUACCCUUUCAUAGUGAUAAAAAUGAACACUGUUGAACUAAAUGCACAUUAAAUCAAUUUUGUCAUUGAUCCCGUUUUUGGAUGUUUCUGCAAGAGGUGACCCAGAGUCGCACUGAUGAAGCACUCAUAAGUACUGAGUGCAACAAUAGGCUGCCCCCCCCCCUUUUUUUUGUCAGAAGUUGAACCUUGAUUUCAACUAAUCUGAAGAUUUGCCUUUGCUUUAUUCAUUCAUAAUCAGAGUUAGCCCACUCUAGUUGUCAUCAUCAGUUGAUCAUUUGGCUCGCCUUUCAGAAAUGUGCUUUGUGUCUCGGAACACAGAAAAGCUUUUUUUUUUCUUCUUUCUCUGGAAGCAAUAAUGCGGUGGGGACAAAAUGAUGUUCCCCGGGGGGUUUGUCCAUGGACAAAACAAACCCCCGUGAACAUGUGCCGUUUAAAUUGAGAGCAAGUAUUCAAUAGAAUUAAUAUGUACGUGUAUGAUGUGUGUUCCUCUAGUAUAUACAGUAAAUAACUAAUACAUGUGUAUUGUAACCGGUGACUUACAUACUUAUAUCAUGUAUAUAAAGACUAGAACUCCACUUCAA
Syngnathus acus (greater pipefish) is the source of this 4536-nucleotide messenger RNA. RefSeq names its product protein phosphatase 1E-like. The transcript is spliced from 7 exons. Gene Ontology annotation, molecular function: cation binding; protein serine/threonine phosphatase activity. The record is from RefSeq and is a predicted model, not a curated record. Gene Ontology annotation, biological process: negative regulation of protein kinase activity; protein dephosphorylation. Lineage: Eukaryota; Metazoa; Chordata; Actinopteri; Syngnathiformes; Syngnathidae. Bases 310 to 2052 code for a protein of 580 amino acids.